UUUAAUUCAUUUGAUUGGUCUUGAAUUAUAAAUUAAGACUGGGGGAGAGAAAAAAAAAAAAAAAUCUCCUGAAAUGCAGGCGUAUUCAGAAAGUUGGACUAACAGUGCGAGUGUCCCGCUCGAUCUUCCAAUCUUUGGAGGAUUGGUGGAAGGAUCGAGCAUUCAUGUGCACGGAGAAGUUUUCCCAGAUGCAGAUGGAUUUAUAGUGGACCUCCAUUACGGCUCGGAUAUCGCUCUGCACUUUGACCCUCGAUUUGGAAAUAAUGAGAGCGUUGUGCACAACACGCGCAAAGAGUGUCAAUGGGGUUUAGAAGGAAAUCAAAACGAGAAUCCCUUCCAGAGAGGGCAGAGUUUCGCCCUGCAGAUCCUCUUCACGCUGGCCUCUUAUAAGAUAAGUGUCAAUGGAAAUCCCUUCUCGGAGUAUGAACACCGCAUCCCAUUCAAAUCCGUCGACAGCAUCAAAAUUUAUGGAUCGAUGAAGAUCAGUGCACUUGGUUUCAAGAGAUUUAAGGUAAAUGUCUGUAUGUGUAAAGGCAGACAAAGACGAGAAGCUGAUCACCGUACAGUUUCAAAGUCUGAGUUUGCUGCCCUUCCAGGAUCUUUGAAAGUCCCAUACAAAAGCAUCAUUGAUGGCGGAUUAAAGCCUGGAAAAGUCAUCCUCAUCCAGGGCGUCCUCAAUCCUGAAGGAAUGGAGAUUUUUCUUCGGCACAAAACGGGAAUUGCGUUCUACUACGGCAUUCGUGUGAAUGAGAGCGUGAUUGUGUGCAACAGCUAUGAGGACGGGAAAUGGGGCGACGAGGAGCGUUAUCAAAUCAAACCAAUUGAUAAAGGAGAAAUGCUGCAGCUCAGCAUUAUCUGCCGUCGUGAACACUAUGAGGUGUUUGUCAAUGGUGAACAAACUCAGACUUUCAACCACCGCUUCAGUAAACUGGAGGAGGUGGAUGUCGUGGAAGUCAGUGGAAAUGUGGAGCUGAGCCUUGUGCAGCAGUGAAGAGUUCAUUCAUAUCUACGAGAAAAACUAAAUCUGCAUACACCAUAUUUGUGUCAGAAAGAUGCAAAGGAUAAUUCUGCUUAUUUAAUCAGCCUAUUCACAUUCAGAGAUGUUUUGAU
Molecule: messenger RNA, 1110 nt
Organism: Danio aesculapii
Lineage: Eukaryota; Metazoa; Chordata; Actinopteri; Cypriniformes; Danionidae
Product: galectin-9-like
Exons: 9
Coding region: 74-991 (305 amino acids)
Biological process (GO): negative regulation of CD4-positive, alpha-beta T cell proliferation; negative regulation of type II interferon production; positive regulation of gene expression
Cellular component (GO): cytosol; nucleus
Molecular function (GO): galactoside binding; carbohydrate binding
Source: RefSeq, a predicted model, not a curated record